This is a messenger RNA of Hyaloscypha bicolor E, 1677 nucleotides long. RefSeq names its product NAD(P)-binding protein. The transcript has 4 exons. Lineage: Eukaryota; Fungi; Ascomycota; Leotiomycetes; Helotiales; Hyaloscyphaceae. The record is from RefSeq and is a predicted model, not a curated record. The coding region runs from base 382 to 1464 and encodes 360 amino acids. Gene Ontology annotation, molecular function: oxidoreductase activity, acting on the CH-CH group of donors, NAD or NADP as acceptor.
CAGACUUCAAACAUUACAAAGCACCGGCUCUCAAUUGCACCGGUGAGCCUUGUUUUGGUAGCAAAAUCUCUAUCAGAAUGGCCACUGGCUUCGGUUCUGUAUCCUGAUUCGGACGUGGACCGUAACCUCGGCCCACGAGUCAUUCCCCUCUUGCUUGUUACGACAUGAAAAGUUCCACAGCAUGAAGGAUUGACAACCAAUACGCAAUUCAGCAACGGCUGAGACGCCUCACCAUCUAUAGGAUCAUCCCAAUCUUUACUCUUGCGGCCGUCUUCCUGUUUGUAAUCGCUUUUCCCGUGCCGCCUCUCCUGCAUGUCAUCUCAAAGCUGCCACAUCCCCGUUUGAGAGGUAUAUAACCAGAGAGCCCCAGGAGAAGUAGAGAUGGGGAAUCAAGUCAAGAGAAAGCACAACAUCAUGUCUCAAUCAACAUACACAUCCGUCGUCCUGGCUCAACGCCCAAAGGCCACUAUCGUCCCCGGCGAGACCUUCACGCUGAAGCAGAACAGGAUGAUCUCAGAGGCUGACCUGAAAGAUGGACAAGUUCUCGUCGAGACCCUCUACUUGUCUCUCGACCCCGCAAUGCGAGGAUGGCUCAACGAUACACGCUCCUACGUGCCCCCCGUUCAAAUCGGCGAGCUCAUGCGCGGCUUCGUAAUCGGCAAGAUCGUCGCCUCCAAAUCCCCCUCCUUCACCCCCGGGAACUACGUUACAUGUAGCCCAGGCUGGACCGAGCUCUCGAUCCAAGACGCCAAAGCCGUCUCCCUGCUCGAAGUGCCUCCCCACGGAAAAGUGACCGACGCGCUCGGCGUCCUCGGCGGCACCGGCCUCACAGCCUACUUCGGUAUGACAGACAUCGGCAGAAUCCAACCCGGGGAUUUCGUCGCCGUGUCUGGCGCCGCAGGAGCCACGGGAUCCGUCGCCUGCCAAAUCGCAAAGAUCAAAGGGGCCACAGUCCUGGGAUUGGCGGGAAGUGAUGACAAAGUAGCGUGGUUGAAAGAGCUGGGUUGUGAUGAGGCGCUCAAUUACAAAGAUCCGGAGUUCAGGGAGAAGUUCAAGGAGGCGACGAAGGGGCUGAUUGAUGUUUUCUUUGAUAAUGUGGGAGGGGAGAUUCUGGAGGCGGCUCUGAGUAGGGCGAAGCCGCAUGCGAGGUUUGUGAUGUGUGGUGCUAUCAGUCAGUAUAAUAAUGCGAAGCCUGUUGGGCCGAAGAAUAUCUCGAUGGUUAUUGCUAUGCGGAUCAAGAUGCAAGGGUUCCUCGUCUUUGACUACGCGAAGGAAUACCCGGCUGCCAAAGAGCAACUUACUCAAUGGCUGGCAGAAGGCAAGCUCCAGCGAAAAGAGACAAUUGUUAAGGGUGGGUUGAAGGCUGCUGAGCAAGCGCUGAUGGAUUUGUACAAUGGUAUCAAUACAGGAAAACUGCUGGUUGAGGUUAAGGCUGAGGACGCUGGGGUGGAAUCAAGACUGUAGGAUAGUUUUGCAGAAGGCAGGAUUGAAAUGUUUCUCUAUGCCUUACUGACACGUAAGAAUUAGCCUUGUUCGGAAUAGUUCUGUGUUUCCAUCAUGCAUCUCUCCACUAGUCAACCAUGCUCAUUCUGAGCUUGAAGUCCAGGCUUCAGGUGAUUUCUCUGCACCUGCCUCGAGCAGCCGCUGGAGUUCCCAUUCAAUGCCCACCAAAUUGUC